Molecule: messenger RNA, 3177 nt
Organism: Notolabrus celidotus (New Zealand spotty)
Lineage: Eukaryota; Metazoa; Chordata; Actinopteri; Labriformes; Labridae
Gene: slc19a1
Product: solute carrier family 19 member 1
Exons: 6
Coding region: 420-2012 (530 amino acids)
Biological process (GO): folate transmembrane transport
Cellular component (GO): basolateral plasma membrane; plasma membrane; apical plasma membrane
Molecular function (GO): folate:monoatomic anion antiporter activity; folic acid binding
Source: RefSeq, a predicted model, not a curated record
UACGUUUCCCAGAAGGCACCGCGACGAGCGAGCAGACGUUUGGCAAAUCAGGCUGCAGCCCCAGAUGGAGCUCACGAGGUUAACAAUGACACCCGACUCUGCUGCUGCUGUCAGAAAAUGAAUGGAGCGAAGGUCAACGUUUUCUCUUACAUGUAAAUGGAAGCAUGUAGCAUUUUAACCACCCUGUCAUCCCCCUGUUAAAUGACUCAUUCCCACCAUUUCAUUUCAGUGUCUUUAGUGGCAUGGAGAGGCAGACUAGUUUAGAGGAGUGUGCAGAUUGAUUGAAGUUUGAAACCCAAGUUCACGUAGGAAUUCUGCAGAGUUAAGUCAUAACAAAUCCUCACAUGGUGAGCUGACCGAGCAGAAAGAAAAGUUACACUCUGCAUCUCAGAGUGGUGCACUAACAACAAGCUCACACAAUGGUGGAAGACGACACGGCACAAAGUGGGGAGAGCUCAGAGGAGAAGAUGGACUUGAAGGUACCUGCAUGUGAAGACAGCGUGCGGCUUGAAGACGGGGAGGUAGCUUUGGCUCCGUCUCCCUCUGGAGGCCCCUCGGUGGACACCAAGGAGCCCCGAAAGUGGAGGUGGGCCGUGAUAUUCUUGUGUUUCUAUGGGUUUAUGGCAUCGGUGAAACCUGGGGAGCCCUUCAUUACACCAUACCUGCUCAGCCCUGAGAAGAACUUCACAAGGGAACAGGUGACCAAUGAGAUCACUCCUGUGCUCACGUACUCCUACAUGGCCGUCCUGGUGCCGGCCUUCCUCCUCACGGAUCUCCUGCGCUACAAGCCGGUCCUGAUCAUCCAGGGCAUCAGUCAGGUGGUCAUCUGGCUCAUCCUGCUCCUGGGCAGCAGCCUCCUCCAGAUGCAGCUCAUGGAGUUCUUCUACGGCAUCACCAUGGCGUGCCGCGUGGCCUACUCCUCCUACAUCUUCUCCCUGGUCAGCCCGGACCUCUACCAGCGGGUCGCCGGGUACUCGCGCUCCGCCGUGCUCCUGGGGGUGUUCAGCAGCUCGACUCUGGGCCAGCUGUGUCUGUCUUUUGGCAACAUCAGCUUCUUCACCCUUAACGCCAUCUCUCUGGGCUUCGUCAGCUUCGGUCUGCUGCUCGCUCUGUGCCUUCCUUGGCCUCAACGCUCCCUGUUUUUCAACCGGAAUCAGGAGCAGAAGGUGCUGGCGGCUGCUGCUAACAAAUCCGAACUGGACAAAAUGAACCCCAAAGAGAGCAGCGCGCCCUCAGUGGCUCUCCCGUGUUCCUCGUCACGCUGGAAGGACUCUAUCCUGGUGCAGAUGCUCCUGGAGUUGAGGAACGUGGUGAAGAUGCCCAACCUGAGGCUCUGGUCCUUGUGGUGGGUGUUCAACUCCACGGGGUACUACCUGGUGCUGUUCUACGUCCACAUCCUGUGGAACAAAGUGUACCCGGCCACCGAGAACAAGCACGUUUACAACGGGGCGGUGGAGGCGUUUUCUACCCUGCUGAGUGCGAUGACCUCCUUCACCGCGGGCUUUGUGAAAAUCCGCUGGAACGUCUGGUCCGAGCUGGUCAUCGGCGUCAUCACAGCCCUGCAGGCCGGUCUGCUGCUCCUCAUGGGCACCACAGACAACAUCUGGGUCUGCUACAUCGCCUAUGUCCUCUUCAGAGGCUUCUACCAGUUUCUGGUGCCCAUCGCCACCUUCCAGAUUGCCUCAUCUCUCACCAAGGAGCUCUGCGCCUUGGUGUUUGGCAUCAACACAUUCCUGGGGACCAUCCUGAAGAGCAUCAUCAUCCUGAUAUUCUCUGACAAGAGGGGCCUGGGGCUGGACGUGCACUCCCAGUUCUUGGUCUACUUCGUCUACUUCACCAUCCUCACCAUCGUCUACUUCAUCUGUGCCGCCGUGGUCAUCAUCCGUCACUACAGGAACCGGCCCAGAGGAGGAGGGGAGGUUGACGAGCAGGCCACGCCCACAGAACUCUGUCCUGUAGCUUCAAAUUCAGAGGCAGAGUCUUUGUCGAAUGGGAAAAGUGCCAAAGCGUAACGACAGAGCGGGCAUUUUUCACAUCGUCACUACAUCCUCGAGCUCUCCAGACUUUGGCUGGAUCGAUUAUUUGAGCUCUGCAAUCAUAAAAGUGCCUCAAUGAGCUACCUGAAGCUGCUGCAUCCGGAGAGAGUUUGUCAAUCAGAUUUUAUUAAGAGCCAAAAUUCUCCUAUUCUAUUCGAUAAGAAGCUCCAAGUAUGCAACACUGAUGUUUCCUGAAUCAUCUUAGACAAAGAAAGACCAGAGAGCCUUCUUCUUUUCUAUCCAGGAGCAAACAGCAGCUGAACUCUUUCACUGACACUUCAUUAUUCCUCCUGAUUACUAUGUGAUCUCUACUUAACACAGUCUGCACAUCCAGCCUGACACUCCUUUGUACCGAAUGUUACAGCCCUCUGUAAAGUCCCUUCAGAGGGAGGCCUGACCCUCAUCUUUGGAAUACUUUUUACAGUAUUGAUAAUCAUCACUUUGCUCGCGAGUGGAACACGACGGGUACUUUCUGUCCUAUCUUUUGUGUGACUUAUUCUAAGCUGUGCACUGCUGAUGAUACGCAGUGUGACACACUUUUGUAAUGAUUGUACUUUCACUGUAAUGCUGCUCUUUAUGUAAAAGCAGCUUCAUGAUAUUUGAAAUCACCUUUUUUUAAUGCUGAAUGUGCCAAGCAAUCAUCUAUGAAAUAUAUUUGAAAUAAUUUGAAAUUUAAAUUUGGUUGUUACACGUGUGCUCGUUCUUUAAAGUGUUAUGUAUUCAGCCUCAGAGCAACAAUUCAGAGUCCUGCUGCGGCUUUGGAGCCAUUUAGGCAACCAAUCACAAAGAAGGGCUCAAACUCUCUUAUUUUACUUCUCAUGAAUGAAAAAGAGUAGGAAGCGCUUCUUCUGCUGAACAUAGGAACACAGUGUUAAUUAGUGCGACUUCAGCGCACACAUUCAUUACGUUUUUAGACAUUUUCUGCCUCUAAAAAGAGGCGACACCUUUAGAUUCUCACUUUGAGUUGUUCUUAUACUUCCUGGUUGUACUUACAUUAAGAAUGUAUCUUUUUUAAACUCUAAUUGGAAUAAUGGCUGAUGAUGAAAAAGCUGUGAACCUGUCUUAAUGCUGUAAAAAAACACUGACUUUAAUCAGAUGUUUAUUUUUUAUUCACGAUUAAAAGGACUUGUCUCAGAUUCAC